This is a messenger RNA of Symphalangus syndactylus (siamang), 749 nucleotides long. It is a transcript of the gene ADIG, whose product is annotated as adipogenin. Gene Ontology annotation, cellular component: cytoplasm; lipid droplet; nucleus. Gene Ontology annotation, biological process: brown fat cell differentiation; white fat cell differentiation. The record is from RefSeq and is a predicted model, not a curated record. NCBI's taxonomy places the organism in Eukaryota, Metazoa, Chordata, Mammalia, Primates, Hylobatidae.
CUGCCAGCCCAGCCCAGGCUGGCCCAGCUUAGCCCCACAUGCGCCAUGAAGUACCCUUUGAUGCCGCUGGUGAAUGACCUCACAUUUUCUUUCCUGGUUUUCUGGUUCUGCCUCCCUCUGGGUUUGCUGUUGUUCUUAUUGAUCAUCUGGCUACGCUUCUUACUUAGCCAAGGCCAUGUAUCAGAAAGGAUCCGGCUUCUUCGGGAGACAGGCUCAUGGAAGCCAGCUGACAUUGAUUCUGACCUCAGCAUGCCAUCAAGAGGAGCAAGAGAUUCAGAGGAAAAUGACUCCGAUGUAUGCUUGGAUUGGGAGCCCUGGAGCAAAGGCCCAGCCGAGUUUUGCUGGAAGGGGACAUUCCACGGCCAAGAGAAGGCGAGGCCCUGCUGUGUGGUUUUCCUGGAGUCAGCAGGGCAGUGGCAAUGGCAGAAGUGGAUAGGAGAGAUUUGCCAGGGAGGCAAGAGGACUUUGGCAACUGCAGUGCCUCCCUGGAACUCCCAACUCAUCUCCUCUUCAGACCGACAUGUGAAAGCCUCCAGAGGACCCAGCCCUUCUCCAGCAUCACAGAUGACCUCCAGCCCUGCAGGGAGCCGCUCAAGUCUGAGAGGGCAUGGGAGCAGUGAGCAGGCCCAUGGGGAGAAAUUGGCCAAUUUAAUUCAGAGGGAUCUUAAAGCAGGGCUGGGCCGGAGGGUGUGGGUCCAUAUUAAAGAAGCGAGGGUCUUCCCAUGCCCGGGGGACCCCUGACAAACCUA